This is a messenger RNA of Theobroma umbraticum, 700 nucleotides long. NCBI's taxonomy places the organism in Eukaryota, Viridiplantae, Streptophyta, Magnoliopsida, Malvales, Malvaceae. The record is from RefSeq and is a predicted model, not a curated record.
UUGAAGAACCCCAAUAACCACACAAAUUUCUUCUACUUCAACAUCCUACUCUUGGAUUUUUCUCUCUACCUCAAAUCUCAUAAUUCCUUUCUCAAGCAUAUUGAUCAUGGCUUUCAUUGCAGACGCUGCUCUCUCUGCUUUCUUUGACUCGUUGUUUGCAAAGUUUUCCUCUUCCAACUUCAACUUUGUCACUGAGAAGCAGGUUCGCAAGGAGAUUAUGACCUGGGAAACUAAAUUGCGGGAUAUCCAUGCCGUUCUUGCUGAUGCAGAGGAGAAGAAAAUGGAGAACCAGACUGUCAAGAAUUGGCUGGCGGACCUCCAAGACUUGGCUUAUGACGUGGAUGACAUCUUGGACGAGUUUGCCACUCAAGCUUUGGGGCGUAAGUUGAUGAAAGCACAUCAGGCCAGCACUAGUAAGGCACAAAAAUUUCUUAAUAGUUUACAUCCAAGUUCAAUCAUGUUUAACUAUAAGAUGAUGUCCAAGAUCAAAGACAUUACAGGAAGAUUGGAUGAUUUAGCAACAAGAAAGAUUAACCUGCGACUAGAGAAUUACGUUGGAGGCCCCAUUACAAUACCAAAAAGCAAGCCAAGCACUUCUCUGGUGAAUGAAGAUGAGAGGUCCAGCCUACAAAAGCAAAUGGAAUACAGUCUGUUAGCAAACAACCCACUAAACUACAUGUCACUCCAUUCCACUUUUUAA